GCAAAUGUGAAAGCAAUGGAAUGGACGGGCGGAAAAUGAUCUGUCCCGCAAGAGUGAAGGGAAUUGAGCUCUUAGUGAGUGUUAAAAGCGGCAGAGAAAGAAGGACGACGAAGAAGAAGACAGAGCAGAAGCAGACGAAGAGGAUGACACAUUCGCGUAAGCAUACGAGAGGAGGCGUGUCGUCUCCGGUGUAGGAUAGCUUAGCUCCCUUCCUACAUUUUGAUUCCCUCUCAGUUUCACCUUAGCAAUCGUGUUUUCCGUGCGUUUUACAAGGCGGUUAAGCAACAGGAAAGGCAUCGCAGCCAAGCAAAGCAAAAAUCAAAGUAAAUUCUUGCUUCCACGAAAGUAUUUUACGAAAACAGGUUUUAAGAACAGUUGCAACGGCUGAAGGUGUUGUUUCUCAUCGCCAUGACCAUGAGAGGGACGAGGCUUUCGAUUCUGUGGCUUUUGACGGUCGGCCUUGUCGUGGCGGCGACGUUUGCCGCCAAUGUGACCUACGACCACCGUGCUCUGGUGAUCGACGGCCAGCGCAGGGUGUUCAUUUCCGGCUCCAUUCAUUAUCCUCGCAGCACUCCAGAAAUGUGGCCGGACCUUAUUCAGAAAUCUAAGGAUGGAGGACUGGAUGUGAUCGAGACCUACGUUUUCUGGAACUUGCACGAACCUGUUCGAGAACAGUAUGAUUUUGAGGGAAGAAAAGAUUUAGUUAAAUUUGUCAAAUUGGUUGCGGAAGCUGGGCUAUAUGUCCAUCUGCGCAUCGGUCCUUAUGUUUGUGCUGAAUGGAACUACGGUGGCUUUCCUCUUUGGUUGCAUUUCGUACCUGGAAUUCAAUUCCGAACUGAUAAUGAGCCAUUCAAGGCUGAAAUGAAGAGAUUCACAGCGAAGAUUGUGGACAUGAUGAAGCAAGAAAAUCUCUUUGCAUCUCAAGGUGGACCCAUUAUCUUAUCUCAGAUUGAAAAUGAAUAUGGGAACAUUGAUGCAGCAUAUGGACCUGCUGCAAAAACUUAUAUUAAAUGGGCAGCAAGUAUGGCUACAUCCUUGGAUACUGGAGUACCAUGGGUGAUGUGCCAGCAAUCAGAUGCACCUGAUCCUAUAAUCAACACUUGCAAUGGGUUUUACUGUGACCAAUUCACCCCCAACUCUGCCAAUAAACCAAAAAUGUGGACUGAGAAUUGGAGUGGAUGGUUUCUUUCAUUUGGUGGAGCUGUGCCCCACAGACCUGUGGAAGACCUUGCUUUUGCUGUGGCACGUUUUUUCCAACGAGGGGGAACCUUCCAAAAUUACUAUAUGUACCAUGGUGGGACUAACUUUGGCCGGACUACUGGUGGACCGUUCAUUGCUACAAGUUAUGAUUAUGAUGCUCCAAUCGAUGAGUAUGGAAUUGUUAGACAACCCAAGUGGGGCCACCUAAAAGAUCUGCAUAAAGCCAUAAAACUUUGUGAACCUGCAAUGGUAGCCACUGAUCCAACAAUUACGUCUUUGGGUUCAAACUUGGAGGCAAGUGUCUAUAAAGCUGAGUCAGGUUUGUGUGCUGCUUUUCUUGCCAAUGUGGGUACACAAUCUGAUGCAACUGUGAACUUCAAUGGCAAUUCAUAUCAUCUACCUGCAUGGUCUGUGAGCAUCUUACCUGACUGCAAAAAUGUAGUGCUUAAUACUGCAAAGAUUAAUUCUCAGGCUACAGUUCUAAAAUUCAUGACUCAACCUUCAAAUGAUGAUGCUGAUGCUUCUAAAGCAGGCUGGAGUUGGUUUAAUGAACCAAUUGGUAUCUCAAGUCACAAUGCCUUCAUGAAACUUGGGUUAUUGGAACAAAUAAAUACAACAGCCGACAAAAGUGACUAUCUGUGGUAUUCACUUAGCACUGACAUUCAAGGUGGAUCUCAAACAGUUCUUCAUGUGGAGUCACUUGGCCAUGCUCUUCAUGCUUUUGUUAAUGGGAAACUUGCAGGGAGUGGAAAAGGCAGUAGCAACAAUGCCAAAGUUGCCAUUGAGCUUCCCAUCUCACUCAUCCCUGGAAAGAACACAAUUGAUCUCUUGAGUUUGACAGUGGGACUUCAGAACUAUGGGGCAUUCUUUGACAAAUCAGGUGCUGGGGUUACUGGUCCAGUGAAGCUGAAAGGUGUAAAUAAUGGAUCUACAAUUGAUCUCUCCUCACAACAAUGGAAGUAUCAGGUUGGACUGAAAGGUGAAGAAUUAGGCCUCUCUAAUGGGGGUUCUUCAGGUUGGGUAUCAGAACCCACCUUACCCAAGAAGCAACCCUUGAUUUGGUACAAGACAAACUUUGAUGGCCCAUCUGGCAAUGAUCCAAUUGCAAUAGAUUUCACGGGAAUGGGAAAAGGUGAGGCAUGGGUGAACGGCCAAAGCAUUGGACGUUUUUGGCCAACAUAUACGUCUUCAAAUGCUGGUUGUACGGAUUCCUGUAAUUAUAGAGGCCCAUAUAAUUCAAAUAAAUGCAUCAAGAACUGUGGGAAACCAUCUCAGCAAUUGUACCAUGUGCCUCGUUCAUGGUUACAACCAAGUGGGAAUACUUUGGUGUUGUUUGAGGAAAUGGGUGGAGAUCCAACACAAUUAUCUUUUGCCACAAGACAGAUAGGAAAUUUGUGCUCGCGCGUUUCCGAGUCUCACCCACAACCUGUUGACAUGUGGAAUGCAGAUCAGACGACUGGAAGGGGACCAGGGCCUAUGCUAUCACUGGAAUGCCCUUUUCCUAAUCAAGUCAUUUCUUCGAUCAAGUUUGCAAGCUUUGGAACUCCUCAUGGGACUUGUGGAACUUUUAGCCACGGAAAGUGCAGCAGCACCAGAGCUCUUUCCAUCAUACAGAAGACCUGCGUUGGAUCAAAGAGUUGCAGCAUCGGAGUCUCAAUUGAUACAUUUGGGGACCCAUGUGUUGGAGUGACCAAAAGUUUAGCAGUAGAAGCUUCCUGUACAUGAAAAGUUUUUGCAGUGUAGUAUUGUCUACCUUGGGAGGAGCAAGCAAAGCUUUGGCCCUACCUAAAUGUACAAUCAAGUAAACAACUUGAUUGAUCAAUAAUGUUGAAAUAAAAUGCUUGACCGCCAGAAAAGAAGUGGUGCCUCAUCCUACAUUUUGCCUUCUCCUUAAACAAAAGUUAAUGUCUUAGUCAGAAAUUAUCUACUGUUUGCAUCUAUUCCAGGAAAAAAGGAAUUAUGUAUACGAUUACCUUUUAGUACUCAGAACAAACAUACUCCAUGGCUGUCGAAAUGUGCGAAUAUAGUACUUCACACCUGGUUUUGUGAUC
Molecule: messenger RNA, 3251 nt
Organism: Diospyros lotus (date-plum)
Lineage: Eukaryota; Viridiplantae; Streptophyta; Magnoliopsida; Ericales; Ebenaceae
Product: beta-galactosidase 8
Exons: 19
Coding region: 409-2925 (838 amino acids)
Biological process (GO): carbohydrate metabolic process
Cellular component (GO): cell wall; vacuole
Molecular function (GO): beta-galactosidase activity; carbohydrate binding
Source: RefSeq, a predicted model, not a curated record